CGCCCCGCCCCUGCACGUCCCGCCCCGCCCCACCAGGAAGGGCGCGGAGCCUGACGGGACCGCACCCGGGGUGCACAAUGGCCGGCUCCGCGGCUCUGCGCGACUGCCAGGCGUGGAAGGAUGCUGGUCUCCCGCUUUCCACCCCAAGCAACGAGGCCUGCAGGCUGUUUGAUGCCACUCUGACCCAGUAUGUGAAGUGGACCAAUGACAAGACCCUUGGUGGCAUCGAGGGCUGCCUGUCGAAGCUGAAGGCAGCAGACCCGACCUUCGCGAUGGGCCACGCCAUCUCUGCUGGCCUCGUGCUCAUCGGCACCGGAAGCUCUGUGAGGCUGGACAAAGAGCUGGACCUGGCCGUGAAGAACAUGGUGGAGAUUUCCAAAAGCCAACCCCUGACGCAGCGGGAGCGGCUGCACGUGGCUGCGGUGGAGGCCUUUGCCAGGGGGAGCUUCCCCCGAGCCUGCGAGCUGUGGGAGCAGAUCCUUCGGGACCACCCGACAGACAUGCUGGCUCUCAAGUUUUCCCACGAUGCCUACUUCUACCUUGGCUACCAGGAGCAGAUGCGCGACUCUGUGGCCCGAAUUUACCCCUUCUGGACGCCCGACGUCCCCCUCAGCAGCUACGUGAAAGGCAUAUAUUCCUUUGGAUUGAUGGAAACCAACUUCUACGAUCAGGCGGAGAAGCUCGCCAAGGAGGCGUUGUCUGUGAACCCGGCGGACGCCUGGUCGGUGCACACCGUCGCCCACAUACACGAGAUGCGCGCGGAGGUCGGGGAUGGGCUAGACUUCAUGCAGCGCUCAGAAGCCCACUGGAAGGACUCUGACAUGCUCGCCUGCCAUAACUACUGGCACUGGGCUCUGUACCUGAUUGAGAAGGGCGAGUACGAGGCUGCACUGACCAUUUACGAUGACCACAUCCUCCCCAGCUUGCAGGCCAGUGGCACCAUGCUGGACGUGGUGGACACCUGCUCCAUGCUGUACCGGCUGCAGAUGGAAGGGGUGUCUGUGGGCGACCGGUGGCAAGCUGUCCUGCCCGUGACCCGGAAGCACAGCCGUGACCACGUCCUGCUGUUCAACGAUGCACACUUUCUGAUGGCAUCACUGGGUGCUCGGGAUGCCCAGACCACGCAGGAGCUGCUGACCACCCUGCAGGACGUCAGCGAGUCCCCCGGGGAGAACUGUCAGCACCUCCUGGCUCGCGACGUGGGGCUGCCCCUGUGCCAGGCCCUGGUGGAGGCCGAGAAUGGGAACCCCGACCGCGUGGUGGAGCUUCUCCUGCCCAUCCGCUACCGCAUCGUCCAGAUCGGAGGCAGCAACGCCCAGAGAGAUGUCUUCAACCAGCUGCUGAUCCACGCGGCCUUGAAGUGCCGCGCUGGCACCCACAGGAACGUGGCCCGGAGCCUGCUGAUGGAGCGGGAUGCGCUGAGGCCCAACUCGCCCCUGACCGCGCGGCUCAUCCGCAAGGCGGCCUCUGUCCACCUCCUGCAGUGAGCGGGGCCUGCUGCCCGCCGGCCCGUCCGCUGCCCCACUGGCUCCCGAGGCUCAGGAGACAGGCCUGCUAAGGGUGACCCGCAGCCUUAAAUGGUCCAGGAAAGGGGUGCGAAUCUAUGUACACGUGAUUCAGAAUCUUCCUCUAACUCUUGCUGACAACCCGAUGCGGGUGCUGCUCUCCCCGCCGGCCCUGCUCACUGUGUUUUCCCCGGGGACCCUCGCACCUCCUGUUCAGGUGUUAGAAGCAAGGGUGGGGCGGGGCAGCUCAACUUGGGAAGGGUCUUCAUGGCCCGAGGGGCAGCCCCCACUCCAGGCUGCCUUUGGGGAAAACCCGCUUCAUGUCCUGGCUUCUGUUGCCCAUUUGUGGGGGAGGGAACUUGUGGGGGCGAGGGCCUUGCCCAGGUCACUGCUGAGACUCACUGCAGGCCCCCGUCCUCCGUGGGAGGGGGACCUUGUCUCAGCCUGUGGCCUCAGCGAGCGGCUGCACCCGUGUACCCCUCACAGAAGCACAGGUCUGUGGGCGCCCUUCUGCUGCCUCUGGAGAGCACAGUCUGCCGGCUCCCAGCCGCCUUCGGUGACAGCAAGUGGGGCUCGUCUUAUCUUCAUUCUAAACUGCACAUCAGGAACGGGCCUCGGUGCUUGGUUUCCUUUGCCAACUGUGACUUCAGUCGCUUGGACCAGGGCCCUGAGUGGACAUGCUUCCCAGGGUGUGAGGGCUGAGCGCCGGCUGCCCUGCUGUGGCGCACCCGAAACCAAAGCGCCGUGACACGUGGCUUCGGCAAGGCCGGAGCCAGUUCUGUAAGCGCUCUCUCGGCCCCCGCUGCACCCCGAACCUGGCCCCAGGUCCCUCUGGAGCGAGCCGCAGGUUUCCAUUUAAUGAGCCAACUCGGUGUGCCUCCUGAAGCUGAAACCCCAGCCCAGGGCGGGCUCUCAGGCUGUGUAGGAUUAAACUCAUUUAGCUCCCUGGCUAGGUAGCUCAGUUGGUUAGAGUGUUGUCCUGAUACGCCAAGGUUACAGGUUCGAUCCCUGGUCAGGACACCUGCAUGAAUCAACCAGUGAAUA
This is a messenger RNA of Artibeus jamaicensis (Jamaican fruit-eating bat), 2549 nucleotides long. RefSeq names its product tetratricopeptide repeat domain 38 (gene TTC38). NCBI's taxonomy places the organism in Eukaryota, Metazoa, Chordata, Mammalia, Chiroptera, Phyllostomidae. The transcript has 14 exons. Gene Ontology annotation, molecular function: protein binding. The coding region runs from base 78 to 1487 and encodes 469 amino acids. The record is from RefSeq and is a predicted model, not a curated record.